CAAUUUAUCACACGGAUAAGUAUUUACCAAUGUGAUUGUAGACAAAUUUACACCAUAGGUGGAUAAGCUCUUUUGGGAAUGGAUAAAACGUCAAACUCGAAAACAAUAAAGGACAAUAAUGUUUCCACUGUCCGUACUGCUCGCAAAACCUCUUACCCCAAUCUACAAUAAAGAGCUUCAAAAUCCGGCAGAAAGAGAUAGACAGCUGUAGAGAGUCGGAGAAAAACAGAGAUGUGUAGAUAGGAAAAAAAAAACCAAACUACUUCUAUCAUACACAUUUUAUCAAACACCUUUCAUACAAUCUUUAUUUUUCUGAACGUGACUCUCCUAUCCUAACAUUAGUUAUAUAUAUCUAGAGAAAAACAAACCAUCUCUAUCACACAUUUUAUCAAACACCUUUCGUACAAUCUUUAUUUUUCUUAAGAGAGAGAUCAAACCACUUCUAUCAUAGACAUUUUAUCAAACACCUUUCGUCCAAUCUUUAUUUUUCUAAACGAGACUAUAUAUACGUUACAUACCCGGUAAAUAUGAAGUUUUUUGUUGAAUUGGUGGCCUGCUGUGGCUGUUCUUCAUAUCGUGUGCGACAGGUUGAAGCAGAGGAGAUGGGACCUCUUGUACCUGCAGCUGCUGAAACGUCGUCUGAUAAUAAUAAUAAUAAUAAUAAUAUUAUGUAUAAAAGGAGGAAGCAAGGGAGACGAGUGAAAGCGAGAUCGGCUGGUUCAUUUCCUGAUUGGAAACCGUCUCUUUCGUCUAUAUCAGAAGAUCAUGAUGCUUUGCCUACAAGAAUGGCUCUUAAUUCCAACAGGAAUCUGAAGAAGAACGCAACUGCUUCUCGUCAUCAUCAUCGUGAUAAAAUCAGGAUAGCCUGCUUUUCUGCAAUGGGUCCAGCAUUUGCUCCCACUCCUUUCUUGAUUUGAUGUUGGGACUAAUCCAAAUUACCAUCCUGCUCUCUUUUGUUUUGUAAAUUUAAAUUCUGUAUAUGGUGUAAAGUUUUUUUUUUCUUUUUUCAUUUCUCUUCAAUUUCCAUUAUGUUCUCUCUCCCUAUCUGUAUUAAUGCAAGGACUGUAAUAUUUGUAAAAAUGAAAAGGAAAAAAAAAUACUCCAAAACUAUAUUAAGUGUAUAUGGAUAAACUUAUUGAGAAUGUUUGUUUAAUAAGUACUGAAUUGUGGAUC
This is a messenger RNA of Nicotiana tabacum (common tobacco), 1173 nucleotides long. RefSeq lists its product as uncharacterized. The record is from RefSeq and is a predicted model, not a curated record. Lineage: Eukaryota; Viridiplantae; Streptophyta; Magnoliopsida; Solanales; Solanaceae.